CAUUACUGCUGGAUCGGCGGAGGGGAGGGAGCACCGGAGCAGCUCCGCUUACAGCGCAUACCAGCCCGACAACACUGCACCGAAUAGCCCCGAACACAGCCCCCACAGCCCGGGACCGACCCUCCGGAUACCCCCCGCGGGAGCCCCGGAGCCCCAUGCCCGCGGACCGUGCACCGGAAGCCGGACUUUUUCUGCCUUUUACUGCGGGAAUGCUUUCUCCUGUCCGCCGUGGUAUGUGGAUCUGGGAGCGACCAUGUUAUUAGGCAGGUGAUAAACGGAGGAGGCGGCUGCUCUAUCCCAGCUUAAGGACGACCCAGGAUAGAAGAGAGAGAGGGGCUUUUACUGCUGCCGAGAGAAAACCAGAAUGAAAGUGCCUCUGUACCACUGACAGGAAGGAGAACUGGAAUGAUAUCGUGACCUUUUUUCUGGACGUGACCAAGUUAGCGAAUGAGUGGGGGGAUAUAUGGCCAGAACAAAGAUGCGCGCCCCCCGACAUUCGCUGUCAGCGUGGUUGGCCUCUCGGGGACGGAGAAAGAGAAGGGAAACUGUGGCGUGGGCAAGUCCUGCCUGUACAGAUACAUACGUCCGGAUGCGGACAACUACUACUCGGAGCACACCUCGGUGCUCAGCACAAUAGACUUUGGGGUCGUCGUGGUCAAUAAUGACCAUUUCCUGUUUUGGGGUGACGUGGUCCCAGAGGGUGACGAUGGGUUGGAUUGUAAAAUUCAAGUCAUUGAACAAACUGAGUUCAUUGACGAUCAGACGUUUCUCCCGCAUCGAAGCACGAACCUGCAGCCAUACACCAAACGAGCAGCGGCGACAAAACUCCAAUCAGCAGAGAAGCUCAUGUACAUCUGCACGGACCAGCUGGGCUUAGAGCAGGACUUUGACCAGAAGCAGAUGCCUGAUGGGAAGCUGAACAUUGACGGCUUCGUGCUCUGCAUAGAUGUCAGCAAAGGUUGCAACCGGAAGUUUGACGACCAGAUGAAGUUUGUUAACAGCCUCUACUCCCAGAUCGUCAAGUCGAAGAAGCCGAUUGUCGUCGCCGCCACCAAAUGUGAUGAAUGUGUGGACCAGCACCUGAGGGACCUGCAGGCUUUUGUCGCCAGCAAGAAAAACCUGCUGCUCAUUGAGACAUCAGCGCGCUCCAACGUCAACAUAGAGCUGUGCUUCAAUGCACUAAUCCAGCAGCUGGAUAAAACAAGAGGGAAGCCAAAAACUGUGCCAUAUUUAGAGGCGUAUAAGAUCCAGCGGCAGCUUGUUGCCUCCGUUACAGAUCGAUUCGAGAAGGUGAUGGUUCAGACUGUGAGAGAUUACCACACUACAUGGAAAACUGUGAUUAAUAACCUUAAAGGCCAGGCGGAUUAUGAUGAGUUCAUCACCUUGGAGGGCUCCAGAAAAGCACGCAACAUGUUCACAAAGCACAUUGCACAACUGAAGCAGGAGCACAUCAGAAGGAGGAAGGAGGAGUACCUGACCACGCUGCCCAAAACCCUCAACAACCUCCUGAAUAACCUGGAGGAGGUGGAGCAGCUCACAUGGCCCGAGGCACAGAGCGUGAUCCGGAACAGGCCCGACUUCCAGUACUGGUUUAUAAUUCUGGAACAAACACCGUGGGAUGAGACUGACCACAUCGACAACAGCGACCGCAGGAUACCCUUCGACCUCCUCGACACUCCUGACGGCGAGAGGAUUUUUCACAACCACGUCCAGCACCUGCUGUCAGAGAAGAGGAGGGUGGAGAUGAAAGAGCGGUUUAAGAAGACUUUAGAGAGGGUCCACUUUAUCAGUCCGGGGCAGCCUUGGGAGGAAGUCAUGUGCUUUGUCAUGGAGGAUGAGGCCUAUAAGUACAUCACAGAAUCAGAUAGGAGGGAUGUUUACUGUAGACACCAGCAGGAAAUAGUUGAAAGGGCCAAAGAGGAGUUUCAGGAAAUGCUUUUUGAACACGCUGAGCUUUUCUAUGACUUGGAUCUGAACGCCACCCCCAGCUGCGACAAGAUGAGCGAAAUCCAUAGUGUCUUGAACGAGGAGCCCAGAUACAGAGCUCUGCAGAACUUGCCCCAGAUAGAGAGUCUCUCCUCCUCAAACCAUUGGGUUUGUUACCAUCCCACCAAGGAGACGUGCCUGAGUGGGCAGAACUGUGUGGAUCUGAAAGUGGAGCAGGUUUUAGCAAACAGGUUGGUGCAGCUCGACCACGGCCGCUCCAAUCUGUACUACAACAGUGCCAACAUCGAUAAGAUCAACCUCUGCCUCCUGGGACGGGAGGGGCUUGCACAGGAGCUGGCCAAUGAGAUCCGAGCUCAGUCCACAGAUGACGAAUACACUCUAGAUGGUAAAAUUUAUGAACUGGAGCUCCUUCCAGUGGAUGUGAACUCCACGCUACUCUUCAGCCACACAUGGGUAUCCACAUUCAAACCACAUGGCUGCUUCUGUGUUUUCAACUCCAUAGAGUCUCUGAACUGUAUCGGAGACUGUAUAGGCAGAAUCAGAGCAGAGAUAGCACAGAGCAGGAGGGACAGAUUCGCUCAGCCGCUGCCGUUUAUUCUCAUCCUGGCGAAUCAGAGGGACAGUGUUUGUAAAAACAUCCCGAUCCUGCGGCACCAGGGCCAACAGCUGGCGAAUAAGCUGCAGUGCACGUUCGUCGACAUCCCCUCAGGAGCCCUUCCCACGAAAAUUUACAGAGUUCCAAUCAAGCAGGGGCUUCGAGCAGUGCUGGAAGGGCUGAAGCAUAACUUUGAUGUCUUAGCCCCGCUGCCUUCAAUCAAAGACAUGUCGGAAACGGACCUGAGGAUAGUGAUGUGUGCUAUGUGCUGGGAUCCAUUCAGCGUCGACCUCAUUCUCUCACCUUUCUUAGACUCGCACUGCUGCAGCGCUGGACAGCCGGGUCAGAGCAACACGCUCAUACUCGACAAGAUCAUCGGCGACAGCAGGAGGCGGAUCCAGGUCACUGUGUUGUCUUACCACUCUGCUAUCGGUGUACGCAAAGACGAGCUAGUCCACGGCUACAUUCUGGUCUACUCUGCCAAACGUAAAGCCUCCAUGGCGACUUUGCGGGCCUUCUUAGCUGAGGUCCAGGAUGUGAUACCAGUCCAGAUGGUGGCUAUCACUGACAGCCAGGCGGACUUCUUCGAGAAUGAUGCGAUUAAGGAGCUAAUGACGGAGGGGGAGCACAUUGCCACAGAGAUUGCUGCCAAGUUCACGGCGUUGUACUCUCUGUCACAGUAUCACAGACAGACUGAGGUCUUCACACCUUUCUUCAAUGAGGUUCUAGAGAAGAAACCAAGCAUUGAAAGCUCAUUCCUGUUUGACAACUCGUCACGGGAGUGCACCACCGCUGCCAGCGAAGAUGUCUUCCCCACCUCGCCUCAUAGCCACUCCCCUGCUUACACCUACUAUCCAGACUCCGACGAUGACAAUGAGGCUCCUCCCCCUUACCGUCCAAUAGGUGAUGACGUCCAACUUCUCCCCACGCCCAGUGAACGGGCAAAGUACCGAAUCGACUUAGAGGGGAAUGAGUAUCCGGUCCACAGCACUCCUGUGGAGACCACGAGCGCAACCACCAAAGUGCCUCCACCCGUUCGCCCCCAAACCAGUCCUCCCGAGCCAAACGUCAAAAAGUUGGAUCCCAACUUGCUCAAAACCAUCGACGCUGGUAUGAGAAGCACCAGGACACCUCGAGGCCGGUGACCACCCACUGAGGAUGUGGAGGCCUCAGAUAACUAUGCAGACACCGUGGACACCCCUCAGGUCAGGGGCUUCAUCAACGACGACAUAUACGCUGUUCCCGAUGACACACACAGCCGUUUGGUCAAGAUCCGUAACUCCUUUGGCGGGCUUCACUCCCUCCAUGGCGGCGGCGGCGGAUGAGAGGAGGAGAACGGGUUCGACAGGAAGUCCCAGGCUACUCGGCGGCCGUCCAAAUACAAGCACCGCUCUAAAAUCCUCUUCAGCAAGACGAACCUACCAAGACGGUUCCAGUCCGACAGCGACGGGGAGGAGUCCGGCCCAGCCACACAAAAGAAGAAGGGAAGGGCCCACAGAGGGAGCGAGGAGGACCCACUGCUGUCACCGGGACCCUGGAAGGGCGGGAUAGACAACCCCGCCAUCACCUCCGACCCUGAGCAGGACGACAAGAAGAUGAAGAAGAAGAAGACGCCGAAGACACCAAAGGAGCCAAGAAGAUCAUCCAAACCUCCGAAGCCCCUGUACCCGCCCACUCGGAGAACCUGGGACAGUAACUACUUUGGCGUUCCCCUCCAGAACCUGGUGACCCCGGACCGACCCAUCCCGCUCUUCAUCGAGAAAUGUGUGGACUACAUCGAGCGCACAGGUCUGACCACAGAAGGGCUGUACCGGGUCAGCGGCAACAAAACGGACCAGGACAACAUCCAGAAACAGUUCGACCAAGGUAAGGGCCCACACACCUGGGGACACACAUGGACACACCUAAGGACACAUGGGGACACACCUGGACACACAUGGGGACACCUGGGGACACAUGGACAUACCUGGACACCUGGGAACACCUGGGGACACACCUGGGUACACCUGGGUGGAACCGGACCGUCACAGCACAAACGGCCCAGGUCUGACCACAGAAGGGCUGUACCGGGUCAGCGGCAACAAAACGGACCAGGACAACAUCCAGAAACAGUUCGACCAAGGCCUUCUUCGCCGGACCCUCCCCGACCCCCUGAUCCCCUACCAAUCUGCACCCGGAGCUGGUGGAGGUCUGCAAAAAUCGUGGACUACAUCGAGCGGCUCCAGGUCCUGAGGGAGAUUGUCAAGAAGUUCCCCUCAGUCAACUACCAGGUCUUCAAAUACAUCAUCACACACCUCAACAGGGUCAGCCAACACAGUAAGACGACGCUGAUGACGGCCGACCUGUCCAUCUGCUUCUGGCCGACGCUGAUGCGGCCCGACUUCGAGAACAAGGACACGCUGUCGACCACGAAGCUGAACCAGGCGGUGGUCGAGUCCUUCAUCCUGCAGAGCGACUACUUCUUCCAUGGCGGCGAAGUGGCCGAGAGCUCCAGCAGCGAGGGCACGCCGCCGCCGCACUGCCACAACAUGGUGGAGGCGCUGCUGCCCCUGCAGCUGCCGCCGCCGCUGCAGCCGCAGCAGAUCCAGCACGCGUUGCCACCAGACCCGCUCAUCUGAGGCGCACAGGAGCAUGCUGGGAAACGGAGUCACAACCACCAAAACACUGUCGGGCAGAUUUCAGAUUCAGCGGUGGAUUCUUAAAGACGUCGCUGGGUUAUUUUAUUUUUAUUUUUAUUUUUUUCCUGGAUGUGUGAGAUCUGCAGUAAAUCCUGGAAUAACGGAUCCGGAUCGGACCAGGAGGAUCAGACUCGCCCUUUUAUGGAAGUUUUAGUUUAAUGAACGAUUGGAGUUUAUUUGGCACAUAGCGAAAACACUCAUCGAUGAGCAGGGUCGACGGGGGAUUCUAGGACAGGAUUGGGGCACAUUAGCUCCUCCCAUUUCCCUCCCCCACCUGAUGGAAUAGCACAUAGGGGUCCUCAUGAAGCCCCCCCCCCCCUUAAGCCACUUCCCCCUGCCCCACCCACUUCUCCGUUUGGAUUCCAUCGCGUCUUCCUGCAGAUCUCCACAUUCCCACACGAAAAUCUACUUCUUCUGCUUCUUCUUCUCAUCAUUCUGUUGCCCUUUGACCCUGUAAAGGGAGGUGGGGGGUGGGGCUCUUCAAUCAUCUCCACUGUGACACCACGUCGGCGUCUCGUUGGCGCCGGUCGGAUAAAACAGGAGGUGGAUCCGUGAAUUCAACAUCUCCGGAAUUUAACAAAAUGUGGAUUAUUUUCAGUUUUUGUUGGUCUGAGGGGGGGGGGGGUGUCGGUGGGAGUUUUCAAACCCCUCCCACUGCAACGUGAACUCUGACCCCUCAUUAAGAACAGCACAUGCACGAUUUGUGUCAAAGGUCCUACAUGCCAAUUUCACGUCUGUUUUCUUAGUUUAUGUUCUCAUGUUCUUUUUUAAUAUGUUUUGUAACGUCUGAUUUGUACCCGGUUUGUGUGUUUGUGUGUGUGGUGAGGAUGAUGAUGAGGAUGAUGAUGAUGGUAUGUGUGGACUGGCCUGUGGUCUGGAUUCAGCCACUUUGUCGGAGGCGGGGGUCAGGAGGGGUCAGAGGUCAACUCACCGUAUUUCUGAUAAUUCCACAGUUUUUCUGUUCAAUCGCCCUCUAAAAAACACCAGACGACCAUAACUGAAGCAGCGUUUUACCUCAAACAAAAACUGGAUUAACCCUUAAAGAGCCACACAUCCACCAUCAGACCUAAACCAUCCACUGAGCUGAACGGUGUCAUACCUGGUGAUCCACUAAUCCGAUCAAUACAUGGAAAUAACUGGUGUCAAAUAGAAUUUGACCUCAAUUAUUCAUUGGAUAAAAUGCACGAAAACUUGUCAAAUGUGAAUAAAAUGAGCAAAAUACUUAAAAAAUAAGGAAAGAAUAACCCAAAAAACCUUGAAAUAAGACAUAAAAGUAAACAAAUCCUUCUGAAGUGAGGAGAAACUGAGCAAAAUACUUGAAAAAUAUGGAAAAUUUGUUGUUUCAUAGUAUCUGGAGCCCUGUAUUUAGUCAGUUAACCCUUAAAAACCUAAACCAUCUGUUGAUCUAAACUGUUUAAUACCUGUUGAUCUAAAUAUCUGAUUAAUCCAUGUCAAUAACUGGUGUCAAAUACAGUUCUUCAUCUUUUCAUGGUCAUGGUUUAUUCACAUUAGAGCAUGUUUAAACUGAGAACGUCGACCAUUUUAAAGAAAAAUGUGGAUAAAAAGUACAAAAUGUUUGUAAAAUGAGGAAAUAAUGAACCCAAAAACCUUGAAAUGUGAUAUAAAAGUGAAGAAAAUGAUCAAUUAACCUGAAACCGGUUUGUUUUUUCAUAACAUCCAGAACCUGCAUUUAGUCUGAAACCCUCAAAGUCCAAAACCGUUCAUUUAAUCAGUUGAAUUCACGAUGUUUCCUCAUAUUCGACCAAAACAAACACAGAAGUUCAACCACUGAUGGAAAAGGAUACAGAGAACGGUACGGAUCUGAGUCUGGAUCUGGACCUGGACCUGGAUCUGGAUCUGAGAGGCCAGCAGAGUCCAUUUGGACCUGGAUCAGACCCCUUCCAAGUCCUCCAUAGAGGUCAAACCCUGUCAGAGGGUUAAUGCUGCCUUCAGGUGCUAUUGGGAAGAUAAACGUUUCCACGACCGCACUGUGUUCAAGUGCUUUUGUUGUCGUAGUGAAAUGAAAAAUGGCUGAAACACCAUUUAUCAUGAGCUGAUACUUACAGACUUCAACAGAUUUGGAUGACUUUAUUCGUCUGAUUCAGCAUUUUUAUUGAAUGUUUGUGCGAAUGGUUUAGAAUUUAAAUGUGUCAAAUCAUCAUCUAACAGCAGCAGAACGUUAAUAAAACCAUCGUUUAUCAUUGGCCUUGAACCCCUCGCUGCUCUCCACCAUGUUGAAAAGGUCAUCACCCAAAUUUUUUCCCAGUUCUCCAGUGGAAUUUUAGAGUUUGUAUUUACAAAAACUCCCACAGCAUGUGAAGGCAUCAUCAGACACAAAUCAGAACUUCUUCUAAAACUCUGCUUUUAACCCCCCCCUUCGUAGACCCUCCACCGCUCCCUCGCUGCUCUCCACCAUGUUGAAAAGGUCAAAGGUCAUCGCCCAAAUUUUUUCCCAGUUCUCCAGUGGAAUUUUAGAGUUAGAAUUUACAAAAAUUCCCUCAGCACGUGAACACAUCAUCAGACACAAAUCAGAGCUUCUUCUAAAUGUGUGAAAACUCUGCUUUAAAAACUCCGCCCCCCCCACCGUAGACCCUCCACCCCUGACCUCCUGACCCCACCCCUCCCUCCCCGGCGACGGCACAUGCCAGGUGUAACCACUAGGUGGCGAUGGCGUGUCGGUUUGGGUGUCGGAGGAGGCGUGUCCUCCUUCCUGCUCCUCCCAUUUCUGUUCUGUCUGUUUUUCGGUUCGUCGGGAAAUGAAAUUUGAAAUUUGCAUGUCUCUGUUUUUUGCCACUUAGUGAAAAAUGAACUUUUAAAAGAGAGAAAAAAAAAGAAAAAAAACAAAUGAAAUAAACGUAAAAAGGAGCUCGUUGAGACGUUAAAGGGGAAAACGUUUCCGCUGAACAGGCCUCGAGCUUCUGCAUCUUUGUUUUUUUUUCCUUCACGCAAGAAUCAAGUUAACAUCUUAUUUUUGGUUAUAUGUGGAAUAGUUUCCCUAAAUAGAGGACAGAAGUAUAUAUAAGUAUAUAUAUAAAUAUAAAUCUACGGCGGCAGAGGCUGCUGGUGUAGUGAACUACCACGGGGUACUGGACUGUAUAAUCUGUCAGAAGAUAUAAUCCUAUUUCUGGUGUAACUGAAGCCCACGUCUGUUUUUUUUCAUGAUGUGUAUGAAUGUGUAUGAUGUGUUGGACGUCAAGACUACAGCGCGAAAAUCCUCUGAAAAGCAAGAAAAAAAAUCCAACAGAGCUCCUCAUCACGCUUCAGCUCACACUUUGAGGCGCAUUUGAGUUUAUUUUACCUCCAGGUCACUCACUUUUACACUUCGGUUAAUCAAAUCGACCAGCGUUUUUUUAUCAGUCAGGGCUGAGUUUUACUAAAAAAGAACAGAAGAAGUCAACCAUAAUGUGAAUUUCAGGUUACACACGUGGUAAAAGUUGCUAAAAUAUAAAUAGAAAAACAGAUGAAACGGCAACUUCAACCAAAACUGAAACCGUUAAAAAAAAAAACUCCAAUCAAGUGUCAGUUCAGUUUGUUUUUAACGCCAUAUUUUAGCGAAACACAAACAUAAUUAAUGGUUUAAUCAGCCUCAGAAAAGGGAAAAUACACAAAAAAGGCUGUUUUACCCAGAAUGCACUGCUCUGUCAUCCUCAAAGUGUUUCCGUUGAUGGUCGGUGAUGAGGAGUUAAAAGGAGCAGUCGGUGAUUUUUUUUCAGUGUUGUUAAAUGCUACGGUCAGUGAAUGCAUCGUGAACCUGAUCUAUCACCGUUUCUUCAGGAAACAGAAGGAAACGACUGCAGACGUCGGACUGGACGUUUUUCGUUUGUUUUUUUGACGUCGUCAGCCUUUUGUCUGCUUUCUACGACUGUGGAUCGAAUAUGGAAACAUUUGACCGUUUGAUUUAAUAAAAGUCGUCUCUUCUGACUCUUUUCUGCUCAUGUUUUUAGACGUUUCAGCUGAAACUUCCUUCUGUUUCCUGAAAUAUUAUUGUCUGAUAUAAAACAUGAUAUUUUUCUCAAUGUUUUACAGACACGACAACUGAAUAUUUGCAUUAAUCAGUGCAUUUACACGAUUAUAAAAUACUGAAAAAGUGGAGGUUAAAUUAACAUAAAAACCUAAAAUUUUAAUUUAUCAGAUUUUUCAGUAGAAAAUGUGUUUUUGUUUCUUAAAAAUGGAUAAAACAUAAUCAAUUUAUAUAUGUUUCAGCCUUUUGUUAUUUGUUGGUUUGUAUAAUUAGAAAACAGUUUAAUGAAAUAAUCUCAUAAGAUACAAUAUGAUGAAAAAUAAAUAAGGCACAAAUAAGAAACAAAGUGAAUAUUAGGGAAUAAGAGACGUUUCCUAAAUAACAAAUAUAUGAAAUGGUGAAAAAAUGAGUGAUGUGUUUUAAUGGAUCCAGUUUUUUUAAUGAAUUCAUCAAUUUAUUGACAGAAAAAAUCACCGACUGGUCAUUUAACGUCGUUUUAUCUGCAGUUUCGUCCCCUUUCAGACUCGUUCAUCUGGGUUUUUUACAAAAUCAAAAAUGUCAACAAUAUUAAAUUUUAAGAAGAGAGUUUAAUUUUAUGAGAAAAAUGGAAAAAGAAUCUGCAACAAAGAUAAAUAUUUGUAUUUUAAAGCAUAAAUUUGGUGUUUUAUUCUGUUAAAUGCCUUAAAUGUAUUAGUUUCAGAUGGUUUUUAGUGUCAGAUUCAGUCAAAACUACUUUAAGAUCAACACCCACUUGUUGAUGAGGGACUGGAAGGGGGCGGGGCUUCAGACAGAUGAGACGUGACGCCGUAUAAUGUGAACCAGAGGUCAAAGGUCAGGUUUAAAGGGGAUAAAUAUUCUGAAUGGAACGCAGCCAAAAGCCCAUUUUUGGGGUUUUUACGAUUCAAGGGCACAUUGAAGGGAGCGAGUGGGGGGGGGGGGUCUGCGGGGGCGGGGCUUCAGCGGCUGUAGCGUUCGUCUGUAGCGUUCGUCAGCUACGUUUCUUUUUUGUUUUUUCAAAUUUGCAUCAUUUCUCAUCCAGUCGCUCCGGUGUAAAAACCACCUGCUCGGACUUUAACGUCAUCCGCUGUGUAUUAUAGUAAAUAAAAAGGAUUUUCACAGAUGAAAAACUCUAAAACAACUUUGUUUUUUUUCUCUCCAUAAUGUUUCCAAAUAAAGUUUCUUUUUUUCCAAA
Messenger RNA from Sphaeramia orbicularis (orbiculate cardinalfish), 10373 nucleotides. RefSeq names its product Rho GTPase activating protein 5 (gene arhgap5). Gene Ontology annotation, cellular component: cytosol. Gene Ontology annotation, biological process: Rho protein signal transduction; regulation of cell size. Gene Ontology annotation, molecular function: GTPase activator activity; GTP binding; GTPase activity. NCBI's taxonomy places the organism in Eukaryota, Metazoa, Chordata, Actinopteri, Kurtiformes, Apogonidae. The record is from RefSeq and is a predicted model, not a curated record.